This is a messenger RNA of Acanthosepion pharaonis, 744 nucleotides long. The record is from the annotation of a GenBank genome assembly. Lineage: Eukaryota; Metazoa; Mollusca; Cephalopoda; Sepiida; Sepiidae.
AUGAAUCGUCUCUUUUCUUUUUCUAUCUUCUUUCUCAUUGAUCUUGCUGUUUAUCUAUCUAUCUAUCUAUCUAUCUAUCUAUCUAUCUAUCUAUCUAUCUAUCUAUCUAUCUAUCUAUCUGUUCCUUCUCUCCCUCCCUCCUAUCUAUCUAUCUAUCUAUCUAUCUAUCUAUCUAUCUAUCUAUCUAUCUAUCUAUCUAUCUAUCUCCUUCCCUUAAUAUAUAUCUCGAAACGUUUGCUGUUUAUCUAUCUAUCUAUCUAUCUAUCUAUCUAUCUAUCUAUCUAUCUAUCUAUCUAUCUCCUUUCCUUAAUAUAUAUCUCGAAACGUUUGUCUUUUUUUUUUGUUUUUCUCUAUAUUCUCUCUCAAUUCAUUCCUUGUCAUUCUCAUCUAUCUAUCUAUCUAUCUAUCUAUCUGUUCAUUCUCUCCCUCCCUCCCUCCUAUCUAUCUAUCUAUCUAUCUAUCUAUCUAUCUAUCUAUCUAUCUAUCUAUCUAUCUAUCUUUUUGCUCAGUUCUUCCCUAUUCUUCAUUCAUUUCUUUUGUUCUCUAAUAUUUUUCAUUUUGAUCGUAUUUAAAUAUUUUUCAUUCCAUUCUUUCGUUCUUCAAUAUUAUUUAAUCUCUUCUUCGUUCUUCACGAUUCUCCAUUCACUUUUUUGUUUUUCUAGCUGUCUGUCUGUCUCUCUCUGUCUCUGUCGCUCUCUCUCUCUCUCUCAAGCCUACAAAUUUCUAUCGCUCCUUCAAGUUUGA